AUGAAGUACCCGUGGGGGAUCCCCGCGCUCGCUCUGCCGCUCCUAGGAAGUGUAAAUGUCGCAUCCGCCGCUCGUACGUCGUUAGUAUCCUUCUCCAGUGCGACCGUUGCCGACCGCGCUCCAGAAUGCACCAUCCACACCGUCGUCUCGGGCGACACGUGCUUCUCGAUCGCCAGUGCCGCGGGGCUGACGACCGCCCAGCUGCAGGGAUUCAACCCGAACCUCAAUUGCGCGGCGCUGUCCAUAGGUCAGAAGAUAUGCAUAUCGUCUGGGACACCGCCCGCGCCGCCGCAACAGAAUCCUGAUGGCUCCUGCGCGACGUAUACCACGGUUCCGAACGACUCGUGCUCCGCGAUUGCGGCCAUGUUUUCGAUCACCACCGCCAACAUCGAGACUUGGAAUGCCAACACAUUCCAUUGGAAGGGCUGCGCUGCGCUGCAAGUGAACUAUACGAUGUGUGUCUCCACUGGAACGCCUCCUCCGCCCCCCAUCAUUCCUGGAACGCAAUGCGGGCCUCAGAGCCAGGGGAAUAUGAGCUGUCCGCUGAAUGCCUGCUGCAGCGCCUUCGGGUUCUGUGGACUGACAGAUCAGUUCUGCACCACCACCGGUCCGAACCCAUGUCUGCUGAACUGCGGGCAGCCGACGGUCCCCAGUUGCUCGGGGUCACAGCUGAAGCGCAAGAUCGGGUACUAUGCCGGCUGGGGCGACUUCCGCACGUGCGGGACGAACGUUGCGCCGGACCAGAUCAACUGGUCUGGGUUUACCGGCGCGCACUACGCAUUUGCGACGAUAUCGCAGAGUUUCCAGAUCCAACUUGCCAGUCGGGAUACGCCCCUUCUUCAACAAUUGGUCGCGCAGAAGGCGGUGUACCCGAAUCUUCAAGUGAUCAUCGCGGUCGGGGGAUGGGAUUUCUCUGAAUCGCAGCCCACGCGAGACUUGUUUUCUGUGAUGAUCUCCACCUCCGCUAACCGCGCUACUUUUAUUUCCUCGGUUCAAAGCAUGCUUAGCACGUUCAAGCUGGAUGGAAUCGACAUCGAUUUUGAAUACCCCGGUGCUAUCGAACGGUCUGCCCCUGCUACUGGCAACCCCUCGUCUCUCCCCGUACAGCUGCGCGCUCAUACGCUCCGCUCUAACCGCGCCCUCCGCCCUUCUGAACCUCGAAAUCUCCGUCUAGAGUUCAGGGCUAUCUCCCAGAAUCCUCUCAAUCUCUCAGACGCAGCGCAUCACACCGAUUCGUCCUCAGAGGACUUAUUGGUUCCUGUUCCUCACGGACUCCCUCAUCACUACAACUCGGAUUCACCACAUUCUAACCUGCCCACCAUCGACUUCCUUACCGAUUCCUUGUCCUCGUCGCAGUCCUCAUCACCUUCUUUCAUUCUCCGUCCCAUAUCACCCUCCCCGUCACCUCCACCGCCUCCACCACCUCCGAACCAGAACAUGGCAGCUGUUGUGCCCAUGCCCGCCCGUGGUGCCCGAGGAGCACCUGAAUUCGACCCAUCAAAGCCCCGUGAGCUUCCUCGAUUUUUCACGGACCUGGAAUACCAUUUCGGGCUUGCCAGCAUUGCCGAUGCUCAAGAACGGAAGCGCCACGCCCUGCGGUUUCUUCCUUUCGAUGAGGCUGAACUUUGGGAGUCUCUAGACUCGUUUUCGGCGCCCCACAACUACGACGCAUGGAAAGCUGAAGUUUUGAAGCUUUAUCCCGGCACGGAUUCUGACCGCAAAUAUGCGACUUCGGACCUCCAUGCGCUCAUUGGCAAAUACGCCAGCUCGGGGAUUCACUCACGCGCUGAAUAUAGCGAAUUUUAUCGCCUUUUCCUGGUCAUCUCGAAAUACCUCAUAUUAAAGCAACGGCUGUCUCUGGUUGAGCAGUCCCGGGCGUUUCGAACCGCCAUCGCUCCUGCCUCGCUUUGGAACCGCGUGCACCAGCGGCUACAAAUUAAGAAGCCUGAUGUUCAUCCUGAAGACCCAUAUGAACUCGGUGAUAUGAACGAAGCCGUGGAAUUUGUUUUGGCUGAUUCCACUGGGUCAUUUUCGUUUCAGACCACGGCGCCUCCAGCUGCCUCGUCCCCGGUCACUGUCAAGUCCGAAGCUGACCCUAAUUCGGCUAUUCUCGGCGAAAUCCUCAAGCUCCUUGUGGCGCAGAACGCUGCACGCCUAGGCCCUGCGCCCGCCCUAGAGCGCGAAAUUUGGGCAGUCCGUACUCGACAACAAGCCCGUGCUGCGAUCGAAGCCAGAGAUCGAUCUGGGGAUCCUACCGAAGCUCCUGAACAGGCCAUUCGCUCGACACCGCCCCCAGCUCGUAUUCCAGCCCCUGCUGUUGCUACGCCGGCCCGUGCUCCGGUUUCAGCUCCGGCCCCUGCGCCUGCUAUUUCUCCGACCAACGCUGUGCCCGAGCAUCCGUAUGCCCGUGCAAGAGACGCCGCUUAUGCGCCACCACAAGACCGCAAUUUUGGCGCACGAGUUCCGGCCCCAGUAGCCAAGAAAAACGAACCGGCCUAUCGUUCCUCAGCCCCGGUUUACGACGAGAAACACGCCGACGCUGUAUUUGGACGCAUAAUGGACACAAAAAUCGAGAACUCAGUCCAGGAGUUGAUGUCUAUUUCCCCCGAGGUGCGCUCCCGCAUGCGUGAUGCUACCAGUAGCCGUCGAGUUGCUCCGGCUGCUGAUGGUAAAACCGCGGCCCCGCCAGUCUCAACGAACGUUUAUGAGCAAUAUACCGUUGAUCCCCUGCCACCAGACGCUUACAUCGAGACCCUGGACGAGCAGAAGCGUAGUGAUGCACGAAACGCUGCGUUCUUCGACUCAAUGCCUGCUGGAUACAUGAAUUCGGCCCUUCCACCUGGCGCCAUCAUCAUUCCGGACUAUUACGAAACACUGGUUCAUUCCGGCGCGUUGUGA
Messenger RNA from Mycena citricolor, 2898 nucleotides. NCBI's taxonomy places the organism in Eukaryota, Fungi, Basidiomycota, Agaricomycetes, Agaricales, Mycenaceae. The record is from the annotation of a GenBank genome assembly.